GGCAGAGCAGUCAGUCAAUAUGUUUCAUUAAUCUAAAUAUCGGUUAUGAAACUACAUUUACCUUUCCUUUAACUCACGUCGUUUUCUGGCUGCCAUUUUACAACAGUAGAGUUAGAUGACAGAAAUACAUGAUACCAAGACAUGGGAAGACUUUUUUAAUGCCCCUGUUCAAUGUAAUAGGCUGAUGUUAAGCGGCUUCAGGCUUUUCCUCGUCUCUGGGCAUAUAUAGCCGCUCAAAUAAAGAUAGGAAAUGCUAUCCCAGCUAUCCUAACCUAUGAACUUAAAAUCCAACUGAAAACUAAGAGGAAAUUGUUUUAGCCGUAUUGUAAUGAAAGGGUUACUCUCAGUCGUACUUAUUUGCAAACUUCUAAAAAGAUUGAAGAAAAAAGCACUUGGGGGCGUGGUUAGAACCAACACAUGUUAUCAGAAUAAGAAACAAUGUUAAAGAAUGCUGAACCCAGUACCAUGUUAUCUAAACUGUUCAAUCUAACGUGAACUACACCUCACAGAUAACUAAGCAGAUCAUUGGAUAGCUUCAUGCAGUAUCUCUCAGUUCUAGCCAAUCACAGUUCACCUUUGGUAUGUCAAUGUGGGUCUGCAAAGUCAAAAUCAUUUAUUUCAGUGAGUACAGCGCAAGUCCAGCACCAAAAAAUCGCAAUGCUAGCAAGAUUGUUUGCUAUGAUACUUCUAAGAGAAGCAUUGCAGAUUGAGACGCAAGAGGAUCCUCGUUGGAUCACUGUGAAAACUGCGGAACUUGGAAAUACUGUUUCUCUAGAUUGUGCAGCUUUACCAGACGAUAGAGAAAAGCUUUACUGGCAUAAGCAAUCUCUUGGAUGUGUUCCCCAGACAGUCGCUGCUAUAACAUAUGGAAAAAGGACAUUCAAUCCACCCUUUCAUUUGAGAUUCACAGUGGGAUUGGACUUUAAUUUGACAAUCAGAAACGUAACAAAAAGCGAUGAAGCUAACUAUUUCUGUCAACAAGGUGUUUUUAACAGUUGGAACAAGGGCACAUUUGUAUCUGUGAAAGAUCCCAAUGGCCAGAGGUUUGUCUCCCAGACUGUGGUCCAACAGCCUGUGACUGCAUCAGCUCAGCUGGGAGACCCUGUGGCUCUCCAGUGCUCUAUUACCUCCCAGAGGACGGACCACGGUAACCAGUGCCAAGGGGAACCCAGUGUGUACUGGUUCAGAUCAGGACCAUCUCACCCUGCUGCCAUUUACAUGAAUGGAAACAGGAGUGGUGAAUGUCAGAAUAGUUCUGGGCCUCCGUCUGCUCCACAGAGCUGUGUCUACACUCUGCCCAAGAACAAUGUAGACUCCUCUGAUGCUGGGACCUACUACUGUGCCCUGGCAGCAUGUGGGGAAGUUGUGUUUGGAAGUGGAACCACAUUGGACAUAACAGAACUCGGCAUGACUCAAGUUACCCUGGUGCUUGGAAUACUGUUGGCUUGCUGUCUGGUUGUGAUUAUAAUCCUCUUUCUAACCAGAAAUAAAAAGCAUGUUUGUGAGCAUUGCAAAGGAACACAGAGUGCCUCCGACCAUGUUGAUCAUGACUCAGUGAUUCAGGAACAGAACGGGGAAACAGAUUCCUUGAACUACGCAGCGUUGAAGUUCUCUGCCAGGAAAACCAGAGGAAUGAAGAAGAACAGUGUAAGGACUGAGGAGAGUGUGUAUUCUGCUGUGAGAGAAACUUGCCAAUAAAUCCAUCCACCUGGCCAUUGUAUUGUUUGAAUUUCUUAAACUUGUAGUCUGGUUGAUGUUCAUUAAAUUGCUAAAGAUUAACACGUUUAUGACGUUCAAAUAACAUUUAACAGCGCUGGUAAGUGAAGUUGAAGUGGGGAUGAACCCGCAUUCAUAUAUAAUCUGAGGUUCCCUAUUGAUUUAACUUUCAGGCAUUGCUGUUAAUAAAUACUACUAACCAGCUUGCAUUGUGUGAAAUUGUAAUCCUAAAUCCUCAUAAUUUGAUAACAUACGAUCAAUUGAAAAUUAAAUCGAGAUCAAAUAAUUAAAGUUCAAUAGUUUUUCUAAUAAGACUUCUCAUUAUGUUUGCAUAUUUGUGUAAACUUAUGAUCAUAUCCUUCGUCAGUAGUGACACAAGGUUCUUGUUGCUAGAAUAUGUAAACUGGUAUUAGAAGGAACGGCCAAAGACCUUGACCAUGGGGCUGUUAUGCUCUGAACCACUUGGCUAACCGGCCUACUUUGUUGGAAAUUUACAGUGAAAAAUAAAUGUAAUGAACAGUACAUAAAUAAA
Molecule: messenger RNA, 2248 nt
Organism: Gadus chalcogrammus (walleye pollock)
Lineage: Eukaryota; Metazoa; Chordata; Actinopteri; Gadiformes; Gadidae
Exons: 6
Coding region: 538-1698 (386 amino acids)
Biological process (GO): response to bacterium
Source: RefSeq, a predicted model, not a curated record